GUUCUUUCUGCCCACCACUCCUCUCUCUCCCCCUCCCUCCCCCCUCUCUCUUCCUCCUCCACGACGCGCGACGGACGCGACAUCACCAUGUCCGACCUCGCCGACGUACUCAAAAUCUCCAUUCUCGGAAACGAGUCGAUCCACGUCGGCUUCCACCUCCUUCCCUACAUCUUCCGCACCAUCCUCACCACCCUCCCAUCCUCGACCUAUGCUCUGAUCACCGACACCAACCUCGCUCGUCUUUACCUCCCGGCGCUGCAGGAUGCCUAUGAGACCGCCGCAAAGGAGGCGGGCGCAAAGUCCCGCUUCCUCACGUACCAGGUCGCGCCCGGCGAGACCGCCAAGUCGCGCGAAGUCAAGGGCGAGAUCGAGGACUGGCUUCUCGACCAAAAGUGUACGCGUGACACUGUUAUCCUAGCGUUUGGCGGCGGCGUCAUCGGCGACCUCACCGGCUUCGUCGCAGCGACUUUCAUGCGCGGUGUCAAGUUCGUGCAGAUCCCUACGACGCUGCUGGCCAUGGUCGACUCGGCCGUUGGCGGAAAAACAGCCAUUGACACGCCCCACGGCAAGAACCUCAUCGGCGCGUUCUGGCAGCCGAGCUACAUUUUCGUUGACUUAUCGUUCUUGUCUACGUUGAACCAGCGCGAGUUCUCCAACGGCAUGGCCGAGGUCGUCAAGACGGCCGCUAUCUGGAAGGCGGACGACUUUGCUCUUCUCGAAUCGCGCGCCGAGGAGAUCUCGUCGGCCGUAUCCACCAAGGCGGACGGCCACGCCGGCCGCUUUGCUAAGGAUCGUUCGGUGCCCCAGACCCUCCUCCUGACCGUUGUGUGCGGCUCUAUCUACGUCAAGGCGCACAUUGUCACCAUCGACGAGCGUGAGACAGGUCUCCGCAACCUCGUCAACUUCGGUCACUCGGUCGGCCACGCCAUCGAAGCCGUACUCACCCCGACGAUUCUGCACGGGGAGUGCGUGUCGAUUGGCAUGAUCCUCGAGGCUGAGAUUGCGCGCCACAUGGGCGUCCUCUCUCAGGUCGCCGUCGGCCGCCUCACCCGCGCACUUAAGGCCUACGGGCUCCCCGUGACUGUCCACGACCCGCGCAUCGCCAAGCUCCCGGCUUCUACACAACUUACCGUCGACCGCCUCAUCGACAUUAUGCGCAUCGACAAGAAGAACUCGGGCGACCAGAAGAAGAUCGUCAUUCUUUCGCGCAUUGGCAAGACGUACGAGGAGAAGGCGACAGUCGUACCCGACGUGAUUAUCCGUAAAGUCCUCGCGGAGGCUGUUGUCGUCAAGGCGGGCGUGCCCACCAAGUCGCCAGUCACCAUGGCCACGCCAGGCUCCAAGUCAAUCUCGAACCGUGCGCUCGUCCUCGCCGCGCUCGGCAAGGGAAUGUGUCGCAUCAAGAACCUUCUGCACUCGGACGACACGGCUGUCAUGAUGAACGCCCUCUCCGAGCUCAAGGGCGCCGAGUUCUCUUGGGAGGACGGCGGCGAGACCAUCGUUGUCGAGGGUGGUGCGGGCAACCUCACGCCCCCGCCGAAGGGCAAGGAGCUGUACCUCGGCAACGCGGGCACAGCCGCGCGUUUUCUCACUACCGUCUGUGCGAUUGCGCAGACUGGAAACGACAAGCAAACUGUCAUCACGGGCAACGCGCGCAUGAAGCAGCGCCCCAUCGGCCCGCUCGUUGAUGCCCUCCGCGAGAACGGCACCGAAAUCACGUACAACGAGGCCGAGGGAUGCCUGCCCCUCGACAUUGGCGCCGACGGCCUGCGUGGUGGGCACAUCAAGCUCGCUGCCUCCGUCUCGAGCCAGUACGUCUCGUCAAUCCUCCUUUGCGCGCCCUACGCCAAGGAGGCUGUUACCCUGGAGCUCAUCGGCGGUCAGGUCAUCAGCCAGCUUUACAUUGACAUGACUAUUGCCAUGAUGGCCGAGUUCGGCGUCAAUGUCGAGCGCAAGAAGGAUGCCAGCGGCAAGCUUCUUGACGUCUACGUCAUUCCCAAGGCCGUCUACAUCAAUCCCGCCGAGUAUAACGUCGAGUCGGACGCCUCAAGCGCAACGUACCCGCUCGCUAUUGCUGCGAUCACCGGCACAACGUGCACUAUCCCCAACAUCGGCUCGAGCUCGCUCCAGGGCGACGCACGCUUCGCCAAGGAGGUCCUGGAGCCCAUGGGCUGCACGGUCGAGCAGACCGCCACCUCGACCAAGGUCACUGGCCCGCCCAUCGGUCAGCUCCGCGCCCUCGGAAACGUCGACAUGGAGCCGAUGACGGACGCGUUCCUCACUGCCUCAGUCCUCGCCGCAGUCGCAACUCUUCCACCUCUUCCUGGCCGCGAGGUCGAGGGCCUCCGCCCCGAAGGCUCGCGCAUCUACGGCAUCGCUAACCAGCGCGUCAAGGAGUGCAACCGCAUCAAGGCGAUGCGGGACGAGCUCGCCAAGUUUGGCGUCGAGACGGACGAGUUCGCAGACGGCAUCAUCGUCUACGGCAAGAAGUACGACUCGCUCAAGACCGGCGUGUCCGUACACUGCUACGACGACCACCGCGUUGCUAUGGCCCACGCUGUCCUUGCGUGUGUCGUGGACGGCACGAUUCUCGAGGAGAAGCGCUGCGUCGAGAAGACGUGGCCCAACUUCUGGGACGACCUGCAGACCAAGAUCGGCAUCGAGUUCGACGGCGUUGAGCUGGACUCGCAGGCGCAGGCCUCGACCUCGGGCACCUCGCCCAUGGAGCAUCCCGUACUGCUUAUCGGCAUGCGCGGCGCGGGCAAGACCUACAUCGGCCAGAUUGCCGCUGAGACUUUGGCUGGCGAGUACACCGACGCCGACGAUGUGUUUAUCGAGACCACGGGCCAGCACGUGUCCGAGUUCGUCGCUGAGCACGGUUGGCCCAAGUUCCGCGAGACGGAGACCACUAUUCUGUCCAAGUUCCUGCGCGAAAAGCGCGGCAACCACGUUAUCGGGCUCGGCGGUGGUGUCGUCGAGUCCGUGGCGGCUCGCAAGAUGCUGCAGAACCACAUCGCCGACGGCGGAGUCGUGGUUCACGUCACGCGCGACCUCGAGGAGCUCGAGGCCUACCUCGACCAGAUCGGCGGCACGCAGCAGCGGCCCAAGUGGGGCGAGGACUUUGCGUCCGUCUUCCGCCGCCGCGAGCCGUGGUACCACGAGUGCAGCAGCCACGAGUUUGUCAACAUCAUCAACCCCGUCGCGGACAUGACUCUGGACCAGCACCACAGAGCCAUGCGCGCCGAGUGCUCCCGCUUCUUCAAGUUCAUCACAGGGAGGAAUAACAACCGCGUUGAGGUCUCGGGGCCGAAUGCGAAGCCAUCAGCUUUCCUUUCACUCACGUUCCCGGACGUCACUCCCGCGCUGGCGAACAUGGACGUGCUCACGGAGGGCGCGGACGCGAUCGAGCUCCGCAUCGACCUUCUUACCGUGGACGGCAAGCCGCCGACCAAGCCCCAGCUCCCACCCGCAGCCUACGUGGCGAAGCAGCUUGCACACAUGCGUCUUGUGUCGUCGCUACCCGUGGUGUUUGCCGUCCGCUCGAAGGACCAGGGAGGAUGGGCACCAUCAGACGACGCGGCGGGCUACGAGACCCUCGUGCGUCAGGGGUGCCGCAUGGGUGCCGAGUACGUCGACGUUGAGCUGGCGUGGCCCGCCGACACAAUCUCGCGCAUCGUCGCCGGCAAGCGCGACAGCGCGCUCAUUGCGUCGUGGCACGACUGGACGGGCGACAUGAAGUGGGACGGGCCCGAGGUUGCGGCCAAGUACGCCGACGGCUCGCGCUUCGCUGAGGUCGUCAAGAUCGUCGGUACGGCCAAGAGCCAGGCGGACAAUGCCGCGCUCGCCAUCUUCGCGGAGCGCAAGCGUCGCGCGGGUGGUGUGCCGCUCCUUGCGAUCAACAUGGGCGCGAUGGGCCAGCUCUCGCGUGUCCUCAACCCUGUCCUCACGCCCAUCACGCACUCGGCUCUUCCUUCCCGUGCGGCGCCGGGCCAGCUUACAGCCCAGGAGGUGAUGCAGGCGCGCAGUCUGAUUGGAUUGCUGCCGUCGCGCAAGUUCUGGCUGUUCGGCUCCCCGAUUGCGGCGUCAGUCAGCCCGACUCUGCACAACACAGGCUUCAAGGUGCUGGGCUUCCCGCACGAGUACGGCCGCUGCGAGGCAGCCACGAUCACGGACGCAGUGAAGCAGGCGCUUGCCGACCCGGACUUCGGCGGUGCAAGUGUCACCAUCCCCCUCAAGCUUGAGAUCAUGCCCCUCCUGUCGGAGGUGAGCGAGCACGCGCGCACCAUCGGGGCGGUGAACACGGCGGUUGUGCGCACAGGCGCAGACGGGCAGCGCGAGCUGCACGGCGACAACACGGACUGGAUGGCGAUUGAAGAGGCUGCGCGCGCUAACCUGAACCCGGCGCUUGCUGCGGGCAAGGAGGGCCUGACGACACUCGUCAUCGGGGCGGGCGGCACGUGCCGCGCGGCGAUUUACGCACUGCACGCGCUCGGCUCGCGCUGCAUCCUCCUGUUCAACCGGACGCGCGCGAACGCCGAGAAGGUCGCGGCCUCCUUCCCGGCCUCGUACGGCCUCGUGGUCGUCGACGACCUUGCGUCGCUGCCCGCGCCGCCCGCCGUUGUGGUCUCCACGGUGCCCGGCGCAUCACUCAGCACCACCCCCGGCGAGGGCAUAUUCCUCCCCCCCUCCGUGCUCGCCGCGCGCGGCGGCGUCGCCAUCGACAUGGCGUACAAGCCGCACAAGACGGCGUUGCUCUGCGCCGCCGAGGAGGCUGGGUGGGCCGCCGUCACGGGUAUCGAGAUCCUCUGCCUGCAAGGUUUCAGGCAGUUCACGCUCUGGACAGGCAAGCCUGCGCCAAAGCAUGCCAUGCGCAAGGCGGCCAUGGAGCAGUACUUUUCGUCGUAGGGAGCUGGGGGUAGGGAACAUAUAGAAGAUAGUUGACAUGUCAAGGAUACAGUUUG
Molecule: messenger RNA, 4961 nt
Organism: Cutaneotrichosporon oleaginosum
Lineage: Eukaryota; Fungi; Basidiomycota; Tremellomycetes; Trichosporonales; Trichosporonaceae
Biological process (GO): aromatic amino acid biosynthetic process; chorismate biosynthetic process
Cellular component (GO): cytoplasm
Molecular function (GO): 3-dehydroquinate dehydratase activity; shikimate 3-dehydrogenase (NADP+) activity; 3-dehydroquinate synthase activity
Source: RefSeq, a predicted model, not a curated record